This is a messenger RNA of Eruca vesicaria subsp. sativa (arugula), 897 nucleotides long. The record is from the annotation of a GenBank genome assembly. NCBI's taxonomy places the organism in Eukaryota, Viridiplantae, Streptophyta, Magnoliopsida, Brassicales, Brassicaceae.
AUGGAGACUGAGAAAGGUGAGAGUUCAAGUACAUUCAAAAUGGGUAAUUCUGCACAGGAGAGGAGUUUACCGUACGUGCCCAAUUGUUACGCUGUCCCACCUUCCUACGAGCCACGUGAUGCACUUGACUCAAACUCUGAAACCAUACCAACGAUCGAUAUUUCUCGCUUGAAAGGCAGCAAUGAUGAGCGUCGAGUGAUAGUGAACCAUGGAAUCAACCAGAACAUACUAGACGAUGCAUUGACGGUUGCGCACGGCUUCUUCGAGCUGCCGGCGAAGGAGAAAAAGAAGUUUAUGUCUAACGAUGUGUAUGCACCGAUUCGGUACACUACGAGUCUCAAGGACGGUUUGGACAAGAUUCAGUUCUGGAGGAUAUUUCUGAAGCACUAUGCACAUCCUCUUCAUCGUUGGAUUCACCUCUGGCCUCAAAACCCACCCGAAUACAGGGAAAAAAUGGGGAAGUUUUGCGAAGAAGUGAGGAGUCUAUCUCUCGAGAUAAUGAGAGCAAUAACGGAGAGCCUAGGACUAGGCAGAGACUACCUAUCGUCUCGGAUGGACAAAAACGGCAUGCAAGUCAUGGCCGUUAACUGUUAUCCACCGUGUCCGGACCCUAAGACGGCGCUAGGCCUGCCGCCACAUUCAGACUACAGUUGCAUCACCAUCCUUCUACAGAACUUGAUCGGUCUCGAGAUCUUUGAUCUGUCGGCUCACGGUAGCUCUGGCCGCUGGGUUCUUGUCCCAGAAGUCAAAGGUGCACUCAAGGUUCACAUUGGUGACCAUGUGGAAGUGCUAAGCAAUGGAUUAUACAAGAGCGUCGUUCACAAAGUUACUUUAAAUGAAGAGAAGACGAGAAUCUCCUCGCGAGCUUGCAUAGUUUGGGUAUGGACGACAAGAUGA